AUGCUAUCCUUUAAGCUGCUCUGCUUGCCUCCCGAACUCCUUGUGUCGGUGUUGGACUAUUUGACCGAAUGCGACCUAGCUCGCUGCAGUCAGGUCUGCCACACUUUAAACAACGCGAUACAAGGAUCUACCCUCUUUCGCUACAAGAUCGAGCUUGCACUCACCGGUAUGAUGGAUGGCGCGUCCAAGCGAUUCUCUGUUGCCGAGAAACUAGCCAAAUUGAAAGAAUUCAGCGAAGCCUGGACACACCUGAGUUUUUCCUGGACGCGGUCAAUCCCCAAUCCCGGAGAAUUCGGCUGUUUGACGAGCGGUAUUUAUGCAGUCUCUCGCCCAUCAAUUCCCGGUGCCAUCGACUGUUAUCAAGUUCCCUCGCGCAUUCGGGACGUGCAGGAGAAAAGCUGGAUUCUGGAGAAUGGAAUCAUCGAUGUCCCCUUCUCCAUGUUCGAGAUAGAUCGCGCACAGGACCUCAUAGUCAUGGUCGAAACGUCCCUAACAGCAUUCCUAGACUUACACCUGCGCUCACUGACUCACCCAGAUAAACCUCACCCCAUUGCAAAACGACCGACGUUAUCAUCGCUCGAGUUCCCAGAGUACUGUGCAACCACACUUUAUGUUCAAGCCGAUGUCGUAGGUUACAUGGUCCACAACUCCGGGCAAUGGGAAUCUCAUCUGCAAGUGUGGAACUGGAAAACCGGGAUCAAAAUAUUGCAUGUUUGUAAUGCAGCAUUUCCCUUCGCUCUCACUUCCUUUGCCUUUAUAUCCGAGAAUCAUGUCAUGUUGUCCCUACCAGAUCGGUUGCUUGUGUUCGAGUUCGAGCCGUCAUCGGAGACGGACAUCACGCCUCUCUGUAAUAAGGGCCCUAUUCUACAGUUAGGUCUGCCUGAUAUCUCUGAUGGUGCCCUUCUCGUGCGCUCGUCCUUCGUAGCCCACAAUCGUGUCACGAUGUGGACACCUCCAGAACAAGAUGCCCCAUUUAGGACGUCAGGCGAGCAUGCGCUCUUCGUCGUCACACAGACCCUGCUACGGAGGAACAGCGAAAGCGACUUUUCUGUCGUGUUUUUGGUGCAGGCGUCCGUGAUACAGUCGCUGCUGUCCAAGGCCACGGGGCACGCAAGGACUCAAUACCACCCAUGGGCAGAUUGGGGUGUUCGCGGCACCCGAGUGCUCACUUUUCCUCUCGACACGGAUUUAUACAUCGACGUGCGCGGUUCGAAGGCAAUGAUCGCCUUUAUGCCUGACCGCGAUGUCCGCAGUCUGUGCGUUGACAUUUACGAGAUCAACGAACGAAUCUGGAAGCGCCAGUCUCCCCUGGGUGCCCUACACGAUCAUGACAUUAUCACAGAGCCAAGCACGGUUCAGGAGCUCGGGUGGUUCCGCCAGGAAAUCGCCACCAGCCUACCGUAUCGGGUCACCAGGACGAUCGUGCAAACGCAAUUUUCCAUUCACGAGUUUGAAGACAGGGAUGCCUACCGGGACUGUUUUCUCAUGGAAGACGGGCUCGCCAUAUCGCACGCCGAUGAGUCAUGUCAGUUCUACAUUCUAUGA
Fibroporia radiculosa is the source of this 1545-nucleotide messenger RNA. RefSeq lists its product as uncharacterized. The record is from RefSeq and is a predicted model, not a curated record. Bases 1 to 1545 code for a protein of 514 amino acids. The transcript has 5 exons. Lineage: Eukaryota; Fungi; Basidiomycota; Agaricomycetes; Polyporales; Fibroporiaceae. Gene Ontology annotation, molecular function: protein binding.